This is a messenger RNA of Punica granatum (pomegranate), 1192 nucleotides long. Lineage: Eukaryota; Viridiplantae; Streptophyta; Magnoliopsida; Myrtales; Lythraceae. The record is from RefSeq and is a predicted model, not a curated record.
ACCUCUACUGCUUGAAUAAAAGCUCAUCAUAUACUUUCAAUGUACUACGCCUAUGAACUUUCCUUAUAACGAAAUAAAAAAUAAAAAAAACUCAUCAUAUACGAGACCAUCCCAAAUUUACGGGGUGAAAUAAUUUACUAUAUAUCAGGUCGGAUGAAUUUCUUGAAUCGUAAUUUAAUGGAUCGUGUUUCCAUAAGAUCCUUUUUUUUUCUCCUUCCUGCCCUCUUAAACAUCCAUCCAUCCAUCCAUCCAUCCAUCGCAACCUCCUCCCAGAGCCAUGUCUUCUUCUUCCACCACCACUAACUCACCAUCGAGAGCCCUGAGAAUCGGAAUAAUCGGGUUCGGCCCGUUCGCCCAAUUCCUGUUGAAGACCAAAACCAAGCAAUGCCACCAGCUGCAAGCUACUUCAAGGACCGACCACUCCAGGCUCUGUGCCCGUAUGGGCAUCGCAUUCUUCAGUGAUGUGGGUGAGUUUCUGGAAUCGGGUAACGACGUGAUAAUGAUCUGCAAGUCGAUUUUAUCCCCGUCGGAAGUUCUGAAAACGAUUCCGUUCCACCGCCUCAGAAGGCCAAAUCUGUUUGUUGAUGCUCUUUCGGUGAAAGAGUACCCCAGAGCAUCUCUCCUGCAAGUCGUGCCAGAGGAUUCAGAUAUUCUUUGCACUCACCCGAUGUUCGGUCCUGAGAGCGGGAAAGACGGCUGGGAAGGUCUCAACUUCAUGUACGAAAGAGUCCGUGUAAGGGACCAUGAAACCUGCUCGAGCUGCCUGCAGAUUUUCAAGAAAGAGGCACUGAAUUUGGGUAAUCACUGGAAACAUCUCAGGGAUGCAGGAUGCUUGAAAUGUCCUGCCAGAAACUCGAUAAGCUCGCAGCUCGGAGCCAAUUCAUCGCCCACACAAUCAGCAGCAGGGUCUUGGCAGAAAUGGAUGUCGACUCAACAGAUAUAGAUACCAAGGGCUUCGAAAGUCUCGUCCAGUUGGAUUAAUCUGAUCGGCAUUUCCAACAAAUGCAGAAAAGAGGCUCAGUAAGAGACAGCUUCGAUCUGUUUUCCAGAUUGUUCAUCCAUAAUCGGUUUGCCAAGCAAGAGGUAUCGAACUUAUCUGGUAUCGAACUUUUCUACAAUCAUUCAAUUUUUGCACAAAAGAUAUGAAGUAUGCGCUUGGGUCAUUAAUAAAAAGGAUUUAUAUUUAAUUUUA